AAUAAAUUAAAAACGACGCUGACAAUAUAACUGUAAAUUUUAAAAUCCUUUAUGGUCAAAUUUGUUUGGCUUCGAAUAUUCACAACUAUUUUGUCGAUACACACUUGUCGAAUUUUUAAAUACCAAACCACGUGCUCGCAAGAUGGGUUAAAUGCCCGGCUCGCCAGUUCCGAAUCCCCAGAAUUCAUCGAAAAUUUUACCGCUGUUGCACGCACGUUUUUCUCAUAUGCAACUGAGGUUAUGUUUCAGUAUCGUGCGUGCAACCAACGUGAGUGAUAAUUCUUCUUGAAGUUCAGAGCAGAAUUAUAAAUCAGUGCCGGAUUGACUUUGUUAAUAUAAUUUUUACUAUUGUCAAUUGUCAAUUGACAACGCGAGUAUCAUUAAUAAUGGAGGGACAGCACGUAGAUACACCCAGACCGAAUCUGAAAAGAAAAAAGAAGCGAUCGUCGAUGCAAAUGGCUAAAAAAGCAGCCAGACGUCGUUUCCACGAUGGAGAGCUUGAUUCAGAGAGCUACCAAUACAUGCUCAAUGUUUUGCAAAUGAUUCGCUCGGAUUUUCCAACUAUGGAAGAUAAAGAAACAUUUGUGGAAAAUGUUUUCGAACAAACCAGAGGGAAAGAAAUGGAUUAUGCAAAAAAUCAGGUUGGAUCAAGAGUUUUAGAUGUGUUGAUACAACAUGCUAAUUUUGAUACAAUUAUAAGAUUGGCAGACAGUUUCUAUGACUCACUUCGACCUUUAUGCAGCGAUCCGUUUGCCUCACAUGUGAUUCAAAAACUAAUAACCACUUGCGCGCACAAAGGAAAUUAUGUUAAAACCGAUGAAAAAGAUACAACAGAAAUCAAGCAUUCUGAAGUAGAAAAGUACAAUGAAACAGCUUUGAAGCUUUGUAGAUAUGCUAUUAAUAAUAUUGAAGAAUUCGUUUGGGAUACUUAUGCAAAUCAUAUUUUAAGAACAGCUAUAGAGUGCCUUGGAGGCAUCAUUGACUUAAGUUCAGCUAAUAAUAUGGUAAAAAAGAAACCAGAUCUAGAAAAAAGGAGAACUGUGAAUGAGGAUUAUAAGAAAUUAUUAAUGUUAGCCUGCAAUAAUUUACUCAGAUUUCCACAAUUAGCUCAAUUCAAUCAUGAUCAGUUGACCGCUGGUUUUAUGCAGUCAGUUUUGUAUACUUUAAAAGAUGUUGAUUCUGAUUUAAAUAGUAAUUUAAUGAACAGAGUAUUUAAUGAGUGUUUUACAUUGAGUAAUGAAGAAACUUUGUCCAAUAUAUUUGACAAAGAGUGUUCUUUCAGGGUCCUGGAGGCCAUCCUUGCUGUUUCAAAUCCUAAAGAUCACGAAAAGAUCUAUAAAAAUUACUUUGAGAAUCAUUUGGGAGUGUUGUCCGUAAAGCAGGGCGCAAACUUUAGUGUACAAAGACUAAUUGAAUAUUGUACUAGCAAAGAAAUUUUUGAGAAAAUUUUUGAUGAAAUUGUUGAACACUUUAAUAGUAUCUUGUCAAAAAGUUACACCGGUGUUUUUGCAGCUUUAGCUAAAGGCUGUUGGAAAUUACAAGCUAAACAGGGUCCUUUCAUCAAUGCUCUGAUGAAAUUAUUGGAUUGCGAUCAACCAAAAGAAAGAGAAAACUUCAUCGUUCCGCUACUUAUGAGGUUCAGUAAAUUUGAAAAAUACUCUUCUCUCAGUGACGACGCCAAAUCUAAGCUACCCAUGAACUUGCAUGGCAGUCUGUGCAUACAGUGUAUGUUAGAAUUCAACAAACCAAUCAAAAUUGUUAACUCUCUGCUGGCCAUGGAUAGCACAGAGUUGUGCCGUAUUCUCGAACAUCCAAAAGGUAGCAGAAUUAUGGAUUCUUUCAUGGACAGUCAAUUUAUCGGAGCAAAAAGUCGGGAACAACUCGCUAAACAUUUGAGAGGGACCUGGGCUCAAUUAGCUCGCAGUACUCAUGGAUCCAGGUGUUUAGAAAAAGUGUGGGCCAGUGCGAAGCCUCCACAGAAACUCAUCAUGAUGACAGAAUUGGCGGAAGUUGGAGAACUGUUAAGAUCGACUCCAGUGGGAAAAAUAAUAUCGCACAAAUUGAAUGUACCUCUCUUUGCCAGAAACAAAAAGGAAUGGGAAGAAUUUGCAGGCAAAGAGGAAAAAACAAAAACCCUCUUCGCUGAUAUCAUUCAAAGGAUUAAAGAAGAUUAAGAACAAAAUAGAUCUAUUAUACGUAAUUUAAAUUUGAAAAUGUUGAAACUUCUGUUAAGUAACUGUACAAAAUAGCAUAUCAAUGUAUGAUUUAAUUCCAUUGUCAAUUUAUACUUGUAAAUUUUAAAAUGCGUUUGUUAUGAAUGAAAACUUGU
Messenger RNA from Trichogramma pretiosum, 2329 nucleotides. RefSeq names its product nucleolar protein 9. Gene Ontology annotation, molecular function: RNA binding. The transcript has 2 exons. Lineage: Eukaryota; Metazoa; Arthropoda; Insecta; Hymenoptera; Trichogrammatidae. The record is from RefSeq and is a predicted model, not a curated record. Gene Ontology annotation, cellular component: preribosome, small subunit precursor; nucleolus; 90S preribosome. Gene Ontology annotation, biological process: ribosomal small subunit export from nucleus; endonucleolytic cleavage to generate mature 5'-end of SSU-rRNA from (SSU-rRNA, 5.8S rRNA, LSU-rRNA); endonucleolytic cleavage in 5'-ETS of tricistronic rRNA transcript (SSU-rRNA, 5.8S rRNA, LSU-rRNA). The coding region runs from base 387 to 2174 and encodes 595 amino acids.